Molecule: messenger RNA, 1844 nt
Organism: Danaus plexippus (monarch butterfly)
Lineage: Eukaryota; Metazoa; Arthropoda; Insecta; Lepidoptera; Nymphalidae
Exons: 10
Coding region: 270-1844 (524 amino acids)
Biological process (GO): mitophagy by internal vacuole formation; mitochondrial protein catabolic process
Cellular component (GO): mitochondrial outer membrane
Source: RefSeq, a predicted model, not a curated record
AUUACUGUCACUGUUCUGCAUGUGACUGUCGUGUUCCGGAAGCUUUCUUCCCAGUUGCAGUCACUCCUCACUCCUCAAUCGUCACAUUCCUCAUUCAGUGCGAGACACUCGGCGAUACUUGACGUACGGCGGACACAUAUUGUACAGCGUAUUGUUACCCGUUCGUGUCGACUGUAGUAUCGUCUGUGUGUGUUGUGUUUGUGUUACAGGAUUUGUUUUGUUAUUUUGAAUCUAACGUUAAAACAUGGGCUAACUGUUGAGACCCUAAAAUGAACGAGAGCCGAGAAAGGAUAAGACGAGAGAGAGAGAGGGAGAAGAACACUUACACAUCUCCUCGCCUCGCGUUACGAAGAGUCUUAUUGUUGGCGGAGGGUCGCCAGUUCAGAGAAGCGGCGGCCAUUUUGUCCAGACUGGGACCAGGAGUCCUCCAGAGUGUGGCCGGUGAACUACCAGUGGACCUGUUGGUAGAAGCACUACCCCACUCUUCACAUCUCCUGGAGACACUUUUAAACAGGUUGAUAUCUUUGGAGAUUACACCACGUCCGGAAUUACAAUGUGAGACAGUGGCGUGGCGUCUGGUCGGUCUUCUCGGGGGAGAUCAAGGUUCUGGUCUUCGAGCGAGGACCGCUCGUCUGGCGUCCGCCCUCGUCCAUUACAGUCCUGAUGCCAGGGAGGCUGUCGAUAACAGGCGAAGGCAGCUGGAUGCAGCUGUUCAAGGUCUUGGAACCCAUGGCCUCACUGCAGAUUCCUCGGGGACGUUGAUCUCUCUUCACGUCGCUAUGAAGAACGAGUUACAGCGACAUGUGGAGGUGUACAAGCAGGCGCUUCAUAAGCUGGAGGAACUGUCCUCGGUGACGGUCAACCAAGAUCCUGCAUCGUCAUCUCAUCAACGUCUGUUGGCGUUGUCCCAUGCCGAUGUUGAGAGACGUCUCAUCGACAAUAAGUCACUACUGACCAUUGUUGAUAAGCCGGCCUUGAAGCAGCUCCCGACCUUGGUCGCCUCCUUAUCAGCGAGGGUUGACAGUGAUAAGGCGGUCUUAGCUUGUGUCGGACAAAUCAAGAGAAGCGACCCCACUUUGGAUUUGAGUGACACCAGACCGGUGGCUGGUGUACUGAUGAAUUAUUCGAGAGGAUGCGCCGCCCUCCUCUCUCAGAUGACUGAGGUGUUGGUGGUGAACACUCCUCGCUCCCCGACAGACUCCGCCAGCGACGGCUACCACUCGGACAGUGAUGACUCCCACCAACAUCCUGAUAGAAGUAAGUUAGUAUCACAGUACGCUGCAGUCUGGUCGCUCGCUGCUGAGGAGGUGCUGCCGGCUCUAGCAGCCUUAGAACCUCUCAAACCGACUCCCAACUUAAAAUAUAAGAUAGUAUUCUCCGUUGUUGUUUUAUCUUUCCGUGCUGCCAUCAGUCUGCGAGACAAACGCAUCAGUGAAGUGAAAUCUUUACUCGGAUGUGAAUCAGACGAUACACCGGGCACCUCGGGUUUUGUCGCCGCUGCUAUGAGGCUGCUGAGGAACACGGCUGAUACCUUCCCUCUGGGAGAUGCCGAGAGGACUGUGAUUAAUCAGGUGGUGAGUACUCUCCGGGAGUAUCCUUGUCUGGAGUCUUGCGGGGCUCUCCAUGCACUGGCGGCGGUCGCCUGUCGUGCUGCAUGGACCAUCAGCCUCCAUCCGCCGCUCAGGAUAGAUACUGACUUCACACCUGUGGUCAUGAACCCCGAAAAGCACGUUCGUUUCUCUCAGGACAGUCGAGAGCGUCGCUCGGACCUCAUCAGAUCGUUCGUAUGGCCAGCGCUGGUGGAUGGAACUCGCUGUGUUUUCAGAGCUAUCGUCCUCACUUAG